AUGGGCGAGCUCGCUGACUACCUCAUUCAUAACGACCCAAGCUUCAGCAGAUCGCGACUACCGGCCCGAUACUCGGACUUUCGAUCCCAACGCACUCUGAACCCAGAUGGCUACCAGGCCAACAUCUCGGCAUGGCGCCAGGCCCUUUCCGACCUUGUUGCCAAGGGCAUGAUCUCCCAUCGCGGAUCGAACCCCGACCAUUUCAUACUCAAGCUCGACGAUUCUUUACUGCGAUCACUAGAAUGCAAGGAAUUCGGCCUACCUCUGGCCCUCGGCACCGUAGUGCGCGAAUCUACCGCUGGCCGAGACUUCAUCCCCCUUACCGAUUUCGAAAAAUCCCAACAGAGCAUAUAUCAACGCAGCUGGGCCGGUCUACCAUGGAGUGUCAUGAGCUGGACGCUCCGGCAGUUGGGCGUGGUGGACCCUUCAAGAGGAGACGACAAGCUGCCAACUGGCCAGUAUGUCAUUGUAAAGAAUAUGGAAGCUGCUGCAAAAGAACUGGGCGAUUUGAUGGCCGAUAAGGUUUCAAGAUUCGAUCGCGUUUUCAGUAGGGCGCAAUUCCAGAAAGCCUUUUCUGCAGCUCUGGUGAAAGAUCAGCGCCUGACAGAUACCGACCUGGACGUGCUCUUGAAGUUCCUGUCACGCGAUAAGGAAGUUAUCGAAUACGACGGAACUACUAUCAGAAUUAAGGGCUCUGGGGAGCAAGGCGGUAUCACAAAAGACGAUGCUGCAAUCGCAUCCCUCAAGGAGCUUACUGAAAGCCUCAAGCACCAGACUGAUAUCCUUAACACACGCAUCGAUGAACUCUCACAGACAGCCAAAGACGCUGUCACCCGGAAAAACCGUGUCUCGGCUCUCGCAGCACUCAAAUCGAAGAAGAUUGCAGAGACGUCCUUGGCCACUCGCUACGCCACUCUUAAUCAACUGGAGGAAGUCGCCGCCAAGCUCGAGCAGGCCGCCGACAACGUGCAGCUCGUCAAUGUCAUGGAGGCUUCUUCGGGUGCGCUGAAGAGCCUGAACGAACAGGUCGGCGGCGCGGAUCGCGUCGACGCUGUCAUGGACCGCAUCCGAGAACAGACAACUGCAACAGACGAGAUCAGUGCCAUCAUGGCCGAGUCCACAGGCCAAGUGGUCGACGAGGGUGCGCUCGACGACGAACUCGAGGCCAUGGAGGCGCAGGAGCGCGAGAAAGAAGAGGAGAAGAACAAGAGCAAGGAGGCCGAAGAGCAGAAAGCUCGCGAGGAGCGGGAGACGGCCGAGGCACAGAAGAAGCUCGACAAACUGCCAGCCGUGCCGGCCGACACUGAAGAAAUCCGAGAAAAGGAGAAGACACCCACAGCCGAGACUGGAAUUGCGAACCUGGCAAUAUAG
This is a messenger RNA of Fusarium sp. VM40, 1371 nucleotides long. Lineage: Eukaryota; Fungi; Ascomycota; Sordariomycetes; Hypocreales; Nectriaceae. The record is from the annotation of a GenBank genome assembly.